Helobdella robusta is the source of this 642-nucleotide messenger RNA. RefSeq lists its product as hypothetical. The record is from RefSeq and is a predicted model, not a curated record. NCBI's taxonomy places the organism in Eukaryota, Metazoa, Annelida, Clitellata, Rhynchobdellida, Glossiphoniidae. The transcript has 5 exons. The coding region runs from base 1 to 642 and encodes 213 amino acids.
AUGGACUGCCAAUAUUACGAUGGUCAAACUGGGCAACUGAAUGCCACUACCUGCACCGCAGAUGCAAAAUUCCUCGCGGUUUGCAUGAGAAAAAAGUGCACAAAUAAAUGGAACGUAUACAGAGAUAAGGAUAACUUGAAUGCAAAAUAUUUCAAAUUCCUGACGAAAGAAAGUUGUGAGUUGUGUUGCGACAUUGUAGGAGCGGGCUGCUCUGGAUAUGGCUAUGACGAACAGAGUAAAGCCUGCCGUAUCAACUACAGUGCAUCUUUAUCAGACUUGAGAGAUCCAAACAAUGCAUUGAUCGUUGGAGUGAUACUGGGGGCUCCCAUAAUCAUUCUGACCGUCGUCAUCCUUGUCUUUUCUUACAAAUAUAACAAGCUUAAAAAGCAUCAAGUACCUAUUAAAGUGACCAGUUUGCGGGAAGAAAAUGAUUACAACAGCAACCAUAGCAUCAAUAACAACAACAACGACGACAACAGCAACAACAAUGACAAUAAUGUUAACAAAUUUAAUAAUAAGAAGAAGAAGAGUAAAAUAUAUGAUGAUGAACAUGCGUCAGUUGGGGUUGGCCUAUUUGUAUUCAUGCUUGUCUUACUCUAUAUCGCAUGCCUUUUGACUUACUGGAAUAAAAGGUAUAAUUAA